AUGUUUCUCAGAAGUACUCUGCUGGGAAUUCUUCUUUUCAGCAUCCUCUGGACAGAAACUACUCUGGCUGGCUCUAGUUUUUUAAGCCCUGAAUAUAAAAGAUUACAGCAACAAAAGGAUCAAAAAAACCCAACAGCACAAUUACAUCGUCGGGAUGCAGGUGAGGCAGGGGCAGAUGAUGACAAAAACAGUGUUGAAGUUAAGUUUAAUGUUCCCUUUGAAAUCAGUGUCAAGAUAACAGAAGAAGAGUAUCAACAAUAUGGACAAGCACUGGAGAAGAUGCUAGGGGACAUGCUUGAAGAGAAUGCUAAAGGAACUCAGAUGAAAAACCAAGGGAAGAUGAAGGACAAAGACAGCACUGGAUGGCCUGAUUUGGUUUAA
Molecule: messenger RNA, 381 nt
Organism: Eurypyga helias (sunbittern)
Lineage: Eukaryota; Metazoa; Chordata; Aves; Eurypygiformes; Eurypygidae
Gene: GHRL
Product: ghrelin/obestatin prepropeptide
Exons: 4
Coding region: 1-381 (126 amino acids)
Biological process (GO): negative regulation of inflammatory response; regulation of response to food; gastric acid secretion
Cellular component (GO): extracellular region
Molecular function (GO): ghrelin receptor binding; growth hormone-releasing hormone activity
Source: RefSeq, a predicted model, not a curated record